Orbilia oligospora ATCC 24927 is the source of this 1347-nucleotide messenger RNA. RefSeq lists its product as uncharacterized. The transcript has a single exon. NCBI's taxonomy places the organism in Eukaryota, Fungi, Ascomycota, Orbiliomycetes, Orbiliales, Orbiliaceae. The record is from RefSeq and is a predicted model, not a curated record. The coding region runs from base 1 to 1347 and encodes 448 amino acids.
AUGUCAACACAGUUUCGUCCAUCCCUCGCCCGCCUCUCCAAAUCCAUCAUCCACACUGCAACCUCAAUUAACAAUAACAAUAACAAUGACAAUAUAAACGUUGAACAAUCCCACGACCAUUACGCUCGUCCUCCAAAUAAUCGCCACAAUAAUAACGACAACGACUCUCCCAAAGCCUCUGCCUUCCUUUUCCUAGGCUUAAUAGUCUCCAUAUUCCUGCUAGUUCUAGCAUCCCAUUUCUUCUACUUAUACGUCGUUCGUAAAGAACCGUAUUAUUACAGCGUACAGUCUGAUAUCGAUCCUACAUUAUGGCAUGUGGAACGGGUAGUACCGCUUCGAGAACGACUAAGGAGAUGGCGUGGACACCCCAGGAGCAAUAGUGAUGUCUUCAGAGAUGAGGAUUUGGAAAGAGUCAGGACGGCUCUUAUGGUACGUGGGUGGAGAGGAAGGGUUAAUAGCGAUGGAACACCGAAUAGAAACCAUAGAGUGGUGGAUGAUAGAGCUGCUGUUGGCUUCGGAGCUGGUGGGAGUGCAGCUUGGGGGUUCGUCAACGGUAGCGGGAGCAAUACUGGUGACGUGGAGUAUGGCCCCAGGCAAUAUAUCGAAACAGAGGAUACACCUUUCUGGAAGGAGAGGAGGUGGGGGUAUACGAAUUACGGAACUUACGAUGGGUUUGGAACUUCACCCGGAGAGAGAAGAAAGAUGAUGCUUCUGGCCUUUGGGGAUGGACCAAGGACCCGAGGUGGGAAUGUUGUUCCCGGGAUGAGUAGUAGUCGUUGGCCUACGGGAGCCGUCACGCCAGAGUUUGGAAGCUAUGGGAAAAUCUCUACAGCUGGUGCCGGGGAGACCGGUGGCUAUGGACUCGCUGCGGCGUUUUCGUAUCACCCGUCGCCGAAGAAUACACAUUUCGUCACCCCGCCGAUUAGAGCUUCUAGUAAGAUUCUAGAAGGGUUGAGGCAUACUGGGCUACGAUAUAAGACGGAUAGAACUGCCAAGUUCCCGGAUGAUGAAUUACAAGAGCAUUACCAGAGCCUUUGCGAGUCUGAGGAUGCGGCUAAGAAGGAGUUGGAAGAGGCGAGAGAUAUGGCCGCCGUGAAGCAUACAUAUCCUUCUGCCGUUGAACAAGAACCCGAUCAUGCGCAAAGAGUUAUCGAGAAGCUUACGGAAUUGGAGAAGAAGUUGCUACAUGCUGUCAAAAGGAGAACAUUGUUUGCCGAUAGAUUCGCCAUGAGAGAGAGCGAAGAAGAAGAGAGGGGCGAGUCCAGUCGCGGACCGUCAGUGUCGGAACCUCCACCACCCUAUACGGACAUCGACGAGCACGGACUGCAUUUCGAUGAGGAUCACUAA